AUGUCGCGCGCAUCCAUCAUGAAUAUUGGAGAACAUGAGUACCCCUUCCUAGAGGAAGUCUUUACACCUGCUGAGCAACCCAAGAUCGACUUUGUGUUCGUCCACGGCCUCAACCCACGUGGGAGAAAUGACCAUCCGUUCGAGACCUGGACCCAUCAAAAUGGCACCUUCUGGCCCAGAGAUCUCCUUCCCCAUGACAUUCCCCAGGCGCGCAUCUUCAUCUAUGGAUAUAAUUCCAACAUUACGAACCCGCAGACUAUGUCGACUGCGGGUGUCAGAGAUCAUGCUAAUACUCUAUUGAACUUGUUGGAUAUGGGCGAAGUCCGCAGUUGGUAUCUAUCAUCUCUGUUCUCUUCGAACGUCCGACUCCCCAAGAUCAUCUUCAUCGGCCAUAGUCUAGGCGGAUUGGUGAUUAAACAGGCCCUGCUCAACGCCCAAGAAGACCCUAAGUAUACCGCCAUCCGAACUGGAACCUCCGGCCUCGUCUUCUUCGGCUGUCCGCAUCACGGCACCAAAGGCGUCGAACUGGGCAAGAUCGCAGCCAAAGUUGCCCGGUUCAUGAGCGUGCGUUUCUCGCACCAGCUGGAGGAUUAUAAAGUUGUCAGCUUCAUCGAGGGAAAGGAGGUGUUGCUUGGUGGUUCGGGGCCAGCGUCCAUCAGUCACCUAGUCGUCGACGAAGAAUCUGCCGUCCUGGGCCUCCCCGGUCAGCGUGAGACCCGCCUCAAACUCGACGCAGAUCACUCGCAGAUGUGCAAGGUUGGCUCCCGCGGAUCGAUGUACAAGCUCAUCAAAGGAAACAUCAAACAGAUCGCAGAUUCACGCGUAUUCGACCGACGACAUCCUCUCGCCAUGAAAGCCGAGAGUCUCAUGGGUGAAAUUCUCUGCCACAAGGGCAAAUACCAGGAAGGCGAGUCGACGAUCUCGAUACGCUGGAAACCCGCCGAAGACUCGCCGAGGCGUAUGGCUGUCUCGGUCGUCGCGAGGAAGGCGUCGCUGCGGCUGAAACGUGCCGCACGGCUGCAGCAUCUCCUGGGUGAGAACCACAUCCAGGCACUGGCUGCAGUGCUCUGUACCGCUGAGCUCGUCGUCUCGAACCAUACCCAGACCGAGGUGGAGAGAGCCGCCGCAAGAUUUAACCCGCAGACACAGACAGCCGUUGAUGAAAUCUCCAAGGUCUCCCGCGAAUUGCACAAUCUUCUCGGUCCCCGACACCCACUCACCAUCUGGGGGCUACGCAUCCUCGGCGCCAGUCAGAUGCAGGCCAGCGCCAGCAUCACCGAGCCCUCGGAGACGCUGCGACGCGCGCUCGCCAGCGCAGAGGAGUAUCUGGGUGCGGACCACCCCGGAGACUAUGAACAUCGUGGCGCACAUGGGCAUGAUUGCCUUGGCUCCAACGGUAUCUGA
This is a messenger RNA of Aspergillus tanneri, 1404 nucleotides long. RefSeq lists its product as uncharacterized. Bases 1 to 1404 code for a protein of 467 amino acids. Lineage: Eukaryota; Fungi; Ascomycota; Eurotiomycetes; Eurotiales; Aspergillaceae. The record is from RefSeq and is a predicted model, not a curated record. The transcript is spliced from 10 exons.